CUUUGGUCCCUCCUUUUCUCUCUUAUAGCUUAGUCUCGUUCUCUCUCACGAGAGCCUCGCCGGAAUUUUUUUGUGUUCUUCGUUUCGCGGCUGGAACCGCCGUCGCGUGGAGGUUACCACGUUUUUGUCCUCCGUUUUCAAACCCUCUGGGGUUUCGGCGUGCUUGUGUUCGCGUCUCUGCUUUUAUUUGAGAUUUUUUCGGGUUGGAUUCGAGAUAAGUUGUUGCUAGACUCUUUAGAUGGCAGACUCUCGAAACGGUAAUGCACGAGUUCCUACUGGAGGGCCUCCCAGAGCUGGGAAUACCUACUCCAUAGAUGUCACAAAUUUUAUCUCACGUACAAAAGCCUUGUAUGCACACUGGACUAAGCACAGUGCAGACUUAUGGGGAUCUGCGGACGCUAUUGCUGUUGCUACCCCUCCUGCUUCUGAUGAUCUGCGUUACCUGAAAUCGUCAGCACUGAAUAUUUGGCUUCUUGGGUAUGAGUUUCCGGAUACAAUAAUGGUUUUUACCUCGAAGCAGAUCCAUUUCUUGUGUAGCAAGAGCAAGGCAUCUCUGCUUGAAGUUGUGAAAAAACCUGCACAUGCUGAGUUGAAGCUUGAUGUUGUUAUGCAUGUAAAGGUUAAUAAGGCCGAUGAUGGAACAGGGCAGAUGGAUGCCAUAUUUCGUGCCAUCCGUGAUAUAUCUCUGGGUGAUGGAAAAGAUUCUCAAGUUGUUGGGCACAUUGCUCGUGAAGUCCCUGAAGGCAAGUUUCUGGAGACAUGGACUGAGAGGCUAAAGAAUGCGGACUUCCAGUUUGUUGAUAUCACUGGGGGAUUGUCUGAUCUCUUUGCUGUCAAAGACGAUACUGAGAUCAUUAAUGUGAAGAAAGCUGCGUAUCUAGCCUUCAGCGUGAUGAAAAAUGUUGUUGUUCCAAAACUUGAGAAUGUCAUUGAUGAGGAGAAAGACGUCACCCACUCUUUGUUGAUGGAUCUCACCGAGAAGGCGAUACUUGAGCCAACGAAAGCCAAUGUGAAGCUGAGGGCAGAAAAUGUUGACAUAUGCUACCCUCCGAUAUUUCAAAGUGGAGGAAAGUUUGAUCUCAAGCCUAGCGCUGCGAGCAAUGAUGAACUGCUCACCUAUGAUCCAGCGAGCAUCAUUAUUUGUGCUGUUGGUGCUCGGUACAAUAGUUAUUGCUCAAAUGUCGCCAGGACUUACCUAAUAGAUGCAAAUUCUCUCCAGAGCAAGGCUUAUGAGGUUCUUCUCAAGGCACACGAGGCUGCUAUUAAUGCUUUGAGGCCAGGAAGAAAGUUAAACACUGUCUAUCAAGCUGCCCUUUCCGUGGUUGAAAAGGAAGCCCCUGAGUUGGUGGACAAGCUAACUAAAUCUGCUGGGACUGGUAUCGGUCUUGAAUUCCGAGAGUCGGGAUUGAAUAUCAAUGCAAAGAAUGACAAAAUAUUGAGACCAAAGAUGGCAUUUAAUGUGUCUCUUGGUUUCCAGAACUUGGAAUGUGAGUCGGAGAGCCGGAGCAAGAACAAGAAAUUCUCACUUUUGCUGGCCGACACUGUUAUCGUUAAAGAUCAGAAUCCGGAGCUUCUGACUAAGUGCUCCAAAUCUGUUAAGGAUGUGGCUUACUCGUUCAAAGAGGAUGAAGAAGAAGAGAAGCCUAGGAAGAAGGCAAGGACCAGCGGCCCUGAGAACUACAUGACGAAGACAGCUCUUAGAUCAGAUGAUCAUGCGGUAUCUAAAGAAGAGCUGCGGAAGCAGCAUCAGGCAGAGCUUGCACGCCAGAAAAAUGAAGAAACUGCCAGAAGGCUGGCCGGUGACACGUCCGGUGCUGGAGACAGCCGGUCUGCUUCAAAGACUUCAGCUGAUUUGGUUGCUUACAAGAACGUGAAUGAUGUGCCUCAGCCUCGGGAUUUGAUGAUCCAGAUUGAUCAGAAGAACGAGGCUUUAUUGCUACCCAUCUAUGGUAGCAUGGUUCCAUUCCAUGUUUCAACGAUAAGAACAGUAUCGAGCCAGCAAGAUAGCAACCGGAAUAACUACAUCCGUAUCAUUUUCAAUGUCCCGGGUACACCCUUUAGCCCUCAUGACUCGAACACUUUGAAAAACCAGGGUGCUAUAUACCUCAAAGAGGUUUCAUUCCGGUCCAAGGACUCAAGGCAUAGCAGUGAAGUGGUUCAGGCGAUUAAGACCCUGAGACGGCAAGUCAAUGCGCGAGAGUCAGAAAGGAUUGAAAGGGCGACAUUGGUGACCCAAGAGAAACUUCAGCUUGCAGGAAACAAGUUCAAACCCCUCAGGUUGUCUGACCUGUGGAUCCGUCCGCAGUUUAGUGGUCGCAAGAAGAUUCCUGGGACUCUCGAAGCUCAUGCCAAUGGUUUCAGAUAUUCGACAACCAGGCCCGGUGAGCGGGUAGAUGUCCUGUUUGCAAACAUAAAGCAUGCUUUUUUCCAGCCGGCUGAGAAGGAGAUGAUCACCAUCCUGCAUUUCCACUUGCACAACCACAUCAUGGUAGCAAACAAGAAGACAAAGGACGUCCAGUUUUUCGUGGAGGUGAUGGAUGUUGUGCAGUCUUUAGGCGGUGGAAGGAGAUCAGCCUAUGACCCAGACGAGAUUGACGAGGAACAGAGGGAGCGCGAUAGGAAAAACAAGAUCAACAUGGAUUUCAAUCAUUUUGCAAACCGGGUCAACGAUAUGUGGCAACUACCGCAAUUUGCAAGUUUGGACCUUGAGUUUGAUCAACCUCUGAGAGAGCUUGGUUUUCAUGGUGUCCCGCACAAGGCAUCCACCUUCAUCAUCCCGACCUCCAGCUGCCUGGUUGAGCUUACUGAAACCCCAUUUUUCGUGGUCAGCCUAAGUGAGAUUGAGAUUGUGAAUCUCGAGAGAGUUGGGUUUGGGCAGAAGAACUUUGACAUGGCCAUCAUCUUCAAGGACUUCAAAAAAGAUGUUCUCAGGGUUGACUCGAUUCCCACAAGCUCUCUAGAAGGGAUAAAGGAGUGGCUUGACACUACCGAUAUAAAGUACUACGAGAGCAAACUGAACCUGAACUGGAGACAGAUCCUGAAGACGAUCACAGAUGAUCCACAGAGCUUUGUGGACGAUGGAGGAUGGGAGUUUUUGAACUUGGACGGAAGCGACUCUGAAUCUGGUGGCUCCGAGGAGUCAGACAAAGGAUAUGAGCCAUCAGAUGUGGAGGUUGAGUCAGAGUCAGAGGAUGAGGCUUCAGAGAGCGAGUCACUGGUUGAGUCAGAGGACGAAGAAGAUGAGGACUCGGAGCAAGAGUCAGAGGAAGAGAAAGGGUUGACUUGGGACGAGCUGGAGAGAGAAGCUACCAAUGCAGACAGAGAGCAUGGAGAUGAGUCUGAUAGUGAGGAAGAGAGGAAGAGAAGGAAGAUGAAAGCGUUUGGGAAAUCGCGUCCUGGAACUAGCGGUGGAGGCGGUAGAAGCAGCAUGAAGAAUAUUCCACCAUCGAAACGCAAGCACAGGUGAAAACACACAAAAAAAAAAACUCAAAUUCUGCUCAUCUUAUCAUUCCCCAUUGUUCUUAUUAGGUGAAACGAUUUCAGACAUUUUCCCAAGUUUUAAUUUAGCUUUUUAUUUUUGGUUUGUUGGCAAACAAAAACUAGUGGUUUUGUUAUGGUUUGAAUGGAUCAGUCUUGUAUCAUAUCAAAGCACUGCCUUAGAU
Molecule: messenger RNA, 3662 nt
Organism: Eutrema salsugineum
Lineage: Eukaryota; Viridiplantae; Streptophyta; Magnoliopsida; Brassicales; Brassicaceae
Product: FACT complex subunit SPT16
Exons: 3
Coding region: 239-3466 (1075 amino acids)
Biological process (GO): transcription elongation by RNA polymerase II; positive regulation of transcription elongation by RNA polymerase II
Cellular component (GO): FACT complex
Molecular function (GO): nucleosome binding
Source: RefSeq, a predicted model, not a curated record